Williopsis jadinii is the source of this 468-nucleotide messenger RNA. RefSeq names its product Rox3p (gene ROX3). The coding region runs from base 1 to 468 and encodes 155 amino acids. The record is from RefSeq and is a predicted model, not a curated record. Gene Ontology annotation, cellular component: core mediator complex; mediator complex. Gene Ontology annotation, molecular function: transcription coregulator activity. NCBI's taxonomy places the organism in Eukaryota, Fungi, Ascomycota, Saccharomycetes, Phaffomycetales, Wickerhamomycetaceae. Gene Ontology annotation, biological process: regulation of transcription by RNA polymerase II. The transcript has a single exon.
AUGGCUGAUCAAUCAACCCCUUCAGGUGAAGAUAGCUAUUACUAUAUUGAUAGCACAUGCAAAUAUACACGUUCACAACCUCAUCCAACACAGAACCUGAUAUCACUAUACAACUUGGAUACCAUCGCAGACUCUGUGGCUCGUUUGAAUAAAGAUGGUACUAAAGGUGUUAAGCUGAGGAAAUCCUACAAGGCACACAUAUCUGACCUCACAUCAAGGCAUGUACCUAUUGCCACUGAACGUGAUUUAUCACCGAUUGUGUAUGCACCUGAUAGAGAAGGUGCUCCAAUUCAAGUGACCAAGUUUGAUCCAACGGCUCUCAAGUACAACGUCAGCUUCUCCAAAACACUGGAGAGUGGUGUGCCCGGAUUUGACUCAUCCAUAUUAGGAAUUGGUGAUCCUCAGGGAACAAAGAGAAAGGCAAAGGUAAAGACUGAUGAGGCCAUGAAGAAACGCCGUGUGGAGUAA